AGCCAGAGACAUGUCGUCCCUCGCGAUGUCGCUCGCGUCGGCUGUGCCCAGUGGCACAGAUGCCGCCGGCGCCAACUCCGACGACCUGGCCGCCUACUUCCGGUCACGCAUUGAGGACCUGCAGGUGGCCAUCCAUGAGAAGACCCAGAACCUCCGGCGCCUGGAGGCCCAGCGCAACGAGCUAAACUCCAAGGUCCGCAGCCUCCGCGAGGAGCUCCAGCUCCUGCAGGAGCCCGGCUCCUACGUUGGCGAGGUCGUUAAGGUCAUGGGCUCAGAUCGUGUUCUCGUCAAGGUCCACCCCGAGGGCAAGUACCUUGUCAAGGUCGACAAGGCCAUCGACAUUUCCACGCUCACCGCCACCACGCGCGUGGCCCUGCGCAACGACAGCUAUACCCUGCACAAGAUCCUCCCCAACAAGAUUGAUCCCCUUGUGUCGCUGAUGAUGGUGGAGAAGGUCCCCGACUCGACGUACGACAUGAUCGGCGGCCUGGACAAGCAGAUUCGCGAAAUCAAGGAGGUCAUCGAGCUGCCGAUCCAGCACCCGGAGCUCUUCGAGGCGCUGGGCAUCUUCCAGCCGAAGGGUGUCCUGCUGUAUGGCCCGCCGGGUACCGGGAAGACCCUGCUGGCUCGUGCGGUGGCCCACCACACCGCGUGCACCUUCAUCCGCGUGUCCGGCAGCGAGCUGGUCCAGAAGUACAUUGGCGAGGGGUCGCGCAUGGUGCGCGAGCUCUUCGUCCUGGCCCGUGAGCAUGCCCCCUCGAUCAUCUUCAUGGAUGAGAUCGACUCCAUCGGCAGCAGCCGUGGCGAUGGCGGCGGCGGUGGCAAGGGCGGCGGCGAUAGCGAGGUCCAGCGGACCAUGCUGGAGCUGCUCAACCAGCUGGAUGGCUUCGAGCCCAACAACAACAUCAAGGUCAUCAUGGCCACCAAUCGCAUUGACAUCCUGGAUGAUGCCCUCCUCCGGCCUGGUCGUAUCGACCGGAAGAUCGAAUUCCCCCCUCCGAAUGAUGCCGCCCGCGUGGAUAUCCUCAAGAUUCACUCGCGUCGGAUGAACCUCGCGCGUGACAUCGAUCUCAAUGCCAUUGCCUCCAAGAUGCCGGGCGCGUCGGGUGCCGAGUGCCGGGGUGUCUGUACCGAGGCGGGCAUGGUGGCCCUGCGCGAGCGGCGCCUUCAUGUGACGCAUGCCGACUUCGAGGCUGCCGUGGCCAAGGUCAUGCGCCGUGAUGCCGACGCCAACACCUCCAUCAACAAGCUCUUCAUCUAGGGCGGGGGCGGUUGCCUCUCACCGGUCCCCCUCCUCCGCUUUCUGCCUGUCCCUCUCCUGUUCUUGCCACGCCGCCUGGCCCCAAAUGUACACUAUUCUCCUUUCUCGCA
Messenger RNA from Fonticula alba, 1371 nucleotides. Its product is annotated as 26S protease regulatory subunit 8. Gene Ontology annotation, biological process: proteasome-mediated ubiquitin-dependent protein catabolic process. Gene Ontology annotation, cellular component: proteasome regulatory particle, base subcomplex. Gene Ontology annotation, molecular function: ATP binding; proteasome-activating activity; ATP hydrolysis activity. The record is from RefSeq and is a predicted model, not a curated record. The transcript is spliced from 5 exons. NCBI's taxonomy places the organism in Eukaryota, Rotosphaerida, Fonticulaceae. Bases 11 to 1261 code for a protein of 416 amino acids.